GAUGCAAUCUUUUGAUUUCUUCAUUCAAUCAAAAAGCUUCUUCACAUAGUGUGAUCCCGACCAAAAGUUUAAAUUAAUAAUAAUAAAUACAUUAUUUUAUAUAAUAAUAAAAGAAAAGAAAAUAGUGGGUCAGCGGCGGCUUCCGGAUCGAUGCACAUGGGUCUAUCUCUCUCUCUCUCUCUCUCUCUCUCUCUCUCUCUCUAUAUAUAUAUAUAUAUAUAUAUAUAUGGGGUGAAGCAGAGGGGUGUUAAGAGGAGAGAUUGAGAGAUGGAGAACGGUGUAUUAGAUUCUAUUGGGAAGGUAGUAAGAAGCAAAAUAGUGAUGGUGCUGGUGGUGGUGGUGGCCACCUGGUUGUGGUGGAGGACUCCCAUGGUCGGACCACCCAUGCCCAUCACCACCCCGGUCGUGGAAGAAGCCACCGUCGCCGAUCAUGACCAAAUGACACCCCCAGAUCAACCUCCAAGUAGAACUGAUGCGAUCCCAAUCUACGCAUCUCCAGUUCUCCUACUUAACUAUCCCACUGUGAGAUUCAGCACCAGCGGCCUCGACAGAAGAGAUUACAACGAGUUCGUGAAAUUUAUCCGAAACAGAGUCGCUAAUCCGGACGACACGCGGCACGGAAUACCAGUGCUGCGUCAGCGCGGCACGGUGCCGAACACCCAGCGGUUCCUUCUGGUGGAACUUACCAACAUGGCAGAGGAGUCGGUGACGGCGGCCAUAGACGUCACCAAUCUGUACGUGGUGGGUUACCGCGUCGGAGACCGUUCUUACUUCUUCCGCGGCGUUCCGUCCGAAGCAACCGAGAAUCUCUUCGACGGUACAGAUCAACGGACCUUCAAUUUCACCGGCGACUACACGCAGCUCCGGCCAAUCGCAAGAUUUCAGCACCUAGACGACAUUACCUUGGGAUUCAACCAGCUAGACGAAUCCAUCCACACAUUGGUCCAUGAUUCCGACGCCCAGGGGGACCAAGCCAAUCUGGCCCGGUCCCUUAUAAUUUGCAUCAUCAUGAUCUCCGAGGCGGUGCGGUUCCCGUACAUCCAGCGAGCACUCGCCGGAACCAUUGGAAACGGCGAGUAUGGAAGCUUUAACCGCAACGCUGCUGUGGUCAGCCUCAUGAACAACUGGGAAGGCCUCUCAGAAGCCGUCCAGCAAGCCAACGAGGACGGCGUCUUUCACCGCGAAAUUCAAUUGCAAAGACAAAAUUAUGACCGUUUCUACAUCACCAACGUGAUGCCCGACAUAGUUUCCGUCAUCGGAGUCAUGAUGUACAUCUGUGCGAAACCACCGACGCCUCGGUCUUCCUCCCUCCUGUCAGUCGCCGGAGCCGGCGGCUCAUUCGAUCGCAAUAAUGACGCAACUUGUGCAGAUCCAGAGCCAACGGUGCGCAUCAGCGGUCGAGAUGGACUGUGUGCCGACGUGAGCGGUGGACAUUACAAUGACGGAGACCCGAUAAUUUUGUGGCCGUGUAAAUCCAAUACGGAUGCGAAUCAGCUGUGGAGCCUGAAGAGAGAUGGGACUAUUCGAUCCAAUGGAAAGUGCUUGAGUUCUUCUUUCGGUCGGUUCAGUCACUUGUCCACCGUAAUGAUCUAUGAUUGCAGCAAAGCUACAACAGCUGCCACUCGAUGGAAAGUAUGGGACAAUGGAACCAUCAUAAAUUCUGACUCUUCACUUGUUUUGACUGCGGAAUCCGGGACCAAGGCAACCCAGCUCAAAGUGAAGGUCAACCAGUACUACACCAGCCAGAGUUGGCUAGCAUCCAAUUUCUCGGAGCCCUUCGUGGCAAGUUCUAUUGUGGGGCUUAACGAUCUUUGCUUGCAAGCAACUGGAAACGGCGUGUGGUUGGAGAAAUGUGUGUCAAACAAGGCGAGCCAAAAGUGGGCUCUCUACCCAGAUCGUUCUAUACGACCUCAUCAGAAUCGAGAUAUGUGUCUUUCUUGUAAUACUGAUGAGUCUUCCAGUGACUUGAACAUCGUCAAUCUUCGUAGCUGCAGUUCUGCAUCGGCUGGCCAACAGUGGAUGUUCAGAAAUAAUGGUGCUAUUUUAAACUUCUACACUGGAUUAGUCAUGGAUGUGAGAAAGUCUGAUCCAAGUCUUCACCAAAUAAUUGCGUGGCCGCCCAACAGAACUCCUAACCAAGAGUGGCUUCCACUCUUAUGAUUGUUACUCUGCCUUACAAAACGCAUCUAAUCUUAGUUUUCACCAAAUAAAUUCGGCUUGGUGGGAAGAGUGUUCUUGUAUUUUCUUUGCGAAUAGUUCUCAUAUAUUUUCUUUAUUGUGGGAGGAGUUUUACCCUUACCUUUAUCUGUAGUUUGGUUCAGAGAUUUCAAAUAUCUUGCUUUGAAUUCUCUCUUUUAAUGAUAUUAUCUUUCUAAGUGAAAACUUUUCUU
Messenger RNA from Malania oleifera, 2390 nucleotides. Its product is annotated as ricin-like. Gene Ontology annotation, biological process: negative regulation of translation. NCBI's taxonomy places the organism in Eukaryota, Viridiplantae, Streptophyta, Magnoliopsida, Santalales, Ximeniaceae. Gene Ontology annotation, molecular function: rRNA N-glycosylase activity. The record is from RefSeq and is a predicted model, not a curated record. Bases 268 to 2160 code for a protein of 630 amino acids. The transcript has a single exon.